Messenger RNA from Colletotrichum destructivum, 1338 nucleotides. RefSeq lists its product as uncharacterized. The coding region runs from base 1 to 1338 and encodes 445 amino acids. The transcript is spliced from 2 exons. Lineage: Eukaryota; Fungi; Ascomycota; Sordariomycetes; Glomerellales; Glomerellaceae. The record is from RefSeq and is a predicted model, not a curated record.
AUGCUCCCGGACGUCCAAGACGCCUACACGCUUUACGGGAACCCUGCCACAACUCUCCUCUCCCUCCUCUCCAACCCUCUCAUCCUCGCCCAUACAGCUCCUCAUCUCUCCGCCUAUGAUCGCCUGAUACUUGCGUCCACAAGCCGAGCAUUCCGAGAACUCAUCAAGCACACCUCGGGCGUCUUCAGGCACCUCGACCUCGCCCAAGUUCGUGGCGCGCAGUUUGACAUUGACGGUAUCGACCGCGGGGGGGAAGUCUGGCGCAACGCCCAGCUCGACGAGAAUUUGACUGAAGAUGAUUUCUACUCGGGCCCGCUGAGGGGCAUCUUGUCCAACAUUCGCCGACAAAACAUUCUCCAAGAUGUGCAGACGCUGGUCCUCGAUGGUCUCUCCGUAACGGCCGAGCUCUGCCACGAAAUCAUCCUCGACCCGGCCUAUAACGUUCGUCUUCUCUCUAUCCGCGGCGUCAAGAACCUCAACGAGCGCAAGCUCUGUGCUUCCCUCCAGUAUGCCUGCAGACCGUCACGGCCCGAGGGCAUGCCUCGACUGAAAGGCCUGUACGUCUUUGGUGCCAAAGACGCUCCACUGCUGCCGAUGACGGCAUCGACCGUCUCGUCUAGGACAGUUGGGACACCUUCGCAAGGGGCGCAAAUCGGAGCGGGUUGGAACGCCAAGUCGCAGCAGGCCCUGACCUCCUCCCUCCGCAGCGAGGGGGAAGACUGGUAUCAGAAGAAGGGCCGCAUCAUCGCACGGCCGUUGGUGGAGGAAUGGGCCAACGCCUUGGUCGAUUGCCACGGCAUCAUCGCCUUUGAUGGCCUGGCCUGCACCGGUCCUCACCACAUGAACUCGCCUGCGUACGGCAAGGUGAGGAUCCCGCCGACAGCCCGUCACUGGGCCGUGGCCACGGUCGCUCUGGGUGGAUGCGCCGGGUGCGGUGCCGCUCCGGAAGGCAUGACGAUCCACACCGGCACGCCCGCGAUCGAACGUCCGCUCCUCUCGCCGCCGCCGCUCCUGACGUCGUCGGUCAAGGCUGCGACUGCGCCACACUCGGGUCCGGAAGCCCCUUCGUCGUCCUUUGUCGCACGAUGCAUCGACUGCCUCCGAGAACGGUAUUGCGCCGGUUGCGACAAGUGGUGGUGCGAGGAAUGCUACCAGGCGCCCGGCGCCGUGACGGAACUGGCCGACUCGGACGUGAUUGUCGUCGACGCCGAGGGCGGCACCUGGGUUCAGCACCAGGAGCACGAGAUCCUGCCCAAGAUCAAGGUACGAAACGGCGCCUGCUUCCCGGACUGCAUCAUGGGCGAGGUCAUGGAUGCGCAGAGGGUGUUGCUGCGCUGA